AUGGCAGCUUCAUCCAUUCAACAAGUACUUGAAAUUCGAGAUGCAUCUAUUCCAAAGGAUAGUUUACUCGGAAAUGCACUUCCUGGUUCAUCUCUUCUUGAUGUAAGCAAUAUUCCACGUCAAUGCGGUCUACUAUCAAAUGAUGAAAUAAAUAUUACUGAAAAUUAUACAGCUACUCAACUUGUUACUCUUAUGGCUUUAGGUCAAUUAACAGCUGAACAAGUUCUUAGAGCUUAUCUAAAACGAGCUGGUAUUGCUCAUCAAUUGACUAAUUGUGCUACAGAAUUUCUUGGUGAAGAAGCCAUCAAUCGAGCUAAAUGUUUGGAUGAAGAAUUUAAUAGACGAGGAGGACCUGUUGGUCCACUUCAUGGUUUACCGAUCUCUGUCAAAGAUUUAUUAAUUAUGCGUGGUCGAAGGAGUGUUGCAGGAUAUAUAAAAUGGAUUAAUAGAAUAGCUGAAGAUGAUGCUCUUAUUUUGAAAAUUCUCUAUGAAGCAGGUGCUAUCUUCUAUGUUCGUACUACUCAACCACAAAGUUUGAUGCAUCUAGAAUGUAGCAGUUCAAUCUAUGGUAUUACAGUCAAUCCAUUUAAUCGAAGUUUAACUUGUGGUGGAAGUUCAGGCGGUGAAGGUGCUUUACUUGGCUUGAAAGGUAGUCCAAUGGGAAUUGGAACUGAUAUAGGUGGAAGUAUACGUUCUCCAGCUGCUAACAAUGGAGUUUAUGGAUUAAAACCAACCACUUUUCGAAUACCGAAGCAAGGUUUGGUGGGUGUACAAAUGGGAAGAGAAAGUAUUAUUACUACAAUUGGUCCACUUGCUCAAGCAAGAGAAGAUAUUAAUCUAUUUAUGAAAACAAUACUUGAUACUCAACCAUGGCUAAGAGAUCCAUCUCUUGUACCUAUUCCUUGGAGAU
Molecule: messenger RNA, 910 nt
Organism: Rotaria sordida
Lineage: Eukaryota; Metazoa; Rotifera; Eurotatoria; Philodinida; Philodinidae
Source: the annotation of a GenBank genome assembly